GGUUAGUGUGAGUAUGAAUAUGCUGAUGUAAAUGUAUUGUUUGUUAUAAUGUAUUCCUAAACUAGUUAUUACACUUGUGGAAUAAAAAAUUUUUUGAUUAAUAGUGUUUUGACUAAAAUGAGUAGUAUAGUAUUACAGUAGUUAUUGUUAAGACAUAUUUGGAACAAAUAUUUGUUUUGAUAAUAGUUUGACCGUACAUGCUCCAUAAAUUCAUCGUUUAUAGUAACAGCUUCAAUAAUAGCAAAAUAAUUUUAAAAUGAAUCCAGAUGAUUGGAGAACGCCUGCCUUCCGACAGAAUAUGAUAAAUAAAAUAGAAGAACUUAUUCAACAAUUUCAAACUCCAAUGACUAGAAAUGCAACAGAUAUGGAAAAUCACGUAUAUACGAGAGCUAAAUCUAGGGAUGAAUAUAUAGGCUAUAUCACAAAAGUCUUAAUGUUUAUAAAAAGUAAUAAAAAAAACCCUCCUGGAGAGAUGGUACAAGGAACAAACAACAUCAAUCCUGUUGUACAACAAAAAGGUAUGCAAGAUCCAAUUGGAGCAUUACAAUCUCUUGCUCGUCAAGGUACUGGCAAUAAUAAUAUGGGCAUGCAAGGUCCAGGCCCAAAUCCAUCGAACAUUAACCAGCAAAUAGGCCCAGGAGGAAAUAUAGCAUCAAAUUUGCUACAAAGUUUAAAUAAAAUGAAUCCAGGACAACCUGUAAAUAUACAGCAAGCGCUACAGAAUAAAAUAACUGGAAUAAAUAUGCUUCAAAAUCAACAAUUGAAUCUGACGCAAAUGGGACAAAUGCAAAAUAUGCAAAGCAACUCAAUGAUGAAUCCAAUGAAUCAAGGAAAUAUGCCUCAACAAAUGGGACCUCAACUAGGUAAUCAACAGCAACAAAUGGGUGUACAGCAAAUGGGAUCUAAUCAAAUUCAACACAAUAUGCAGCAGAUGAAGAAUCAAAUAAGUGGACAUCAGUUAGGAAAUCAAAUCAAUCCAGGAAUGCAAUCCAUGAUGCAACCACAACAAUCAGCAUCACAGCAACAGCAUCAGCAUAUGAACCAGAUGAAUGCUACCCAAAUAAAUGUUAAUCAAAUGUCACAACAGUUAGCUCAUAUGCAACGCAAACCGGUGGACAUGAUGAAUGCUAAUUAUCCUGGGCAAAGAAAUAUGACACCAAAUCAAUUUUUAAAUCAAAGCCCGUCACCCUCUGUUCCAAGUCCCGGCGGACUUAGUGCGCCAGGAAGCAAUCAGAUGGUACCAUCACCCGCACUUGUACCAUCACCAAAUCCUCAACAUGCUAUGCUUGGAGGACAAAGAUCAAUCGCUAUGGCACCUUCUCCCAGCAGUUCAUUAAAUACUCCCGCUGGAAUUAUUGGAGGUACUACUCACAGUCCUGUACAAGAUGAACAAAUUUCUCAAGCUUGCAGGGAAAAAAUUCAAAAACUUCGCAAGUACAUAGAACCUUUGAAUAGAACAAUACUGAAACUGACAAAUGAUGGAUAUACUGAGAAAACAAUCAAGAUGAAAAGGCUAUUGGAAAUAUUAACUAAUCCUAGUAUAGUCACAAAUUUAGAAACUUUAAGAAAAUGUGAACAAGUCUUGGAAAAAAUGGACUUGGAGAGAAGAAUGGAAGCUAGUGUAGGCCCUGCAAUACCAUCUACCAUGAGUGAAUUCAAGUUUUUAUCACCUUUAUUUGAAGCAGUGAGGUCUCUUCUUCAGACUCCAACUCCCAAUCAUACGUUACACAGGACUUUUGGACCUUGUUUGCAAUCUUUGUUUGGACCUGAAAUUAAAAAUUUACCUCCACCAUUAAAAAGACAGAAGAUUGAGGAAACACCUAGCGAGAUACCAGAUGUUUUACAAGGAGAAAUUGCUCGUCUCGAUCAGAGGUUUAAGAUAAGUCUUGAUCCGACCCAACAGAAUGGUUCAAAAUGCAUCCAGCUAAUAUGUUGGCUAGAUGAUAAGCACUUACCUUGUGUGCCUCCAGUAUUGAUUACAGUGCCUGCAGAUUAUCCAACAGUUCCUCCAAAAUGUGUUCUCACAAGUCAUGAAUACACUACUCCAUAUUUAAAUUCAGUACAAAAAGCAUUGGAUGCUAGACUUGCUAAAUUGCCAAGAAGAUAUUCAGUUUCACAAAUUUUGGAUAAUUGGGAAAUGAGCGUUCGUAAAGCUUGUGCACCUAGUAAAAUCCAAAAAGUUGAGGAGUUAAAUACAACCUCCAGUGCAAUGACAGGAACAACAAAAACAACUACAUCUACAACAAAUGCUUCUCUAACGAAUGGACUAUCUACGAAUUUGAUAAACUCCAUAGCAUCUUGAAUACAUUAUUAAUAUUCACGUAUAUAUUUACUGAAACAUUGCUAUUGUUCAAAUUAUCAUGACUUAUGAUAAGUAAUUUUGCUUUUACAUCUCUUAUGUAUAUAUAGUGUACAGAUGCAAAAUUUUUUAAUAUUUUUUAUCGUCGUUGAUUAUUAUAAUUUCAAAUUUGAUCCAUGUAUUAUACAAAUCCCAAUUCUAGACAUUUUCUUAAGUGACUAUAGAAUUUUACUUAACAUUUUUUUAAUGAAUGUUGUAGAAUCUGAUUGCU
Molecule: messenger RNA, 2570 nt
Organism: Phymastichus coffea
Lineage: Eukaryota; Metazoa; Arthropoda; Insecta; Hymenoptera; Eulophidae
Gene: MED15
Product: mediator of RNA polymerase II transcription subunit 15
Exons: 13
Coding region: 257-2302 (681 amino acids)
Biological process (GO): regulation of DNA-templated transcription
Molecular function (GO): transcription coregulator activity
Source: RefSeq, a predicted model, not a curated record